AUGCCCUCGGGAACGUUUCUACCUCGGCUCAAGACACCUUUAAAAAUGUGUAAGACGAUGUCCUACUCUAAGAAGACGGACCCCCUUCCCGCUGAUGUCAACUGCACCAAAACUGCAUGGAAAAAACACCAGCACCAGACAAGAGCAUUUGAGCCACUUCUUCCUGGAACCCAAUUACCUGAGGAGCUCCUCUCUCCACAGUCAGUAGCCUCUAUCCCCCGGUCUACAAUGACACAGCAGGGCUCAAAAGGUGUCCAGGGCUCACCUGCUGCCAGGCCCCUGGUCCCUGCCCUUCCCAGGCACGAGGAUGCCAGGGGAGCAGCAGAGCAGGACCUCCAGCUUGGAGCUGGAUCAUUCGCACAAGCCUUGGCUACACGGUGUGGGCGAGCACCGGUCCUCAACCCCGCUCUCCCGGGAUGCUGCGCCCUGCCUGGCAUCACAUCGCCUGGACCAGAAGACUUUUCUCUGCACGAACACUUGACUAGAGAAACCAGGACGGACUUCGCACACGCCUUCCAGGUGUCACAGCGCCAACGCGGGGACCUACCUUGCUCUCGCCCUUGUCGCCGCUGGGUCUCGCCUCGGGAUCGUCGCUGUCCUCUGCGCCGGCACUCUCGCCGGGUGGUUCAUCCGGAGCCGGAUGCUGCGGAGGCAGCGGCGGGGGCUGGGGUUGGGGUUGGGGCGGCUGUGACGGCGCCUGGCAGGCUCCUCCAGCCCCCUGGGAGCGGGGGAUGGGCUCCGGGCGCGGAGAAACUCCCUCCACAUCCAUCUCCAUCUUCCCAUUCACUGGAGGGCAAGACAAAAGCGGAGCGCAGACUUGGCAGCGGCGCCCGGCGGCGGCUUAGCUGCCCGCGGCACGCAUGGCUCGCCGAGGAGGGGCCGCCUCUUGCGCGCCCUCCCUCCCGCCAGCCUUCGCCCGCGCACCCCGCAGCUCUGCUCGCUGCUUGGCUCGGGCACCGGCGGCGCCGGCCCGUGGAGCGCGAGCAGCGGGGGCUGCGCGUCCUCGGAGUGGUGGCCUUCGGGCGCCCCCGGCAGUCCCGCUAAGCCGAGCGCAUCCCGGCGGUGGCGACGCCUCCCAGCCUCACGCCCAGCCCGAGGCCGCCCGGGGAUUCGGUCCCAGCCCGGCCUCCAGAUCCUCGGCGCUUUCCAGCCUCUCCGGGGGCCCCUCGGCGUCUCCCCUCCCCUCCGCCUCGGAACAAAGUUACUGGAAGAACAAUCUCGUCUCCGGGACCUGCGGGCGAAACUGACAGGAGAGGGGCCGGUCAGGUAAGACGCACCUAAUGCAGUGCCCUGUGCAUGGUGAGGACUAAAUAAAUGUUUGACAACGAAUAUUAAAAACCUUGUAUGUGAAGGCUUAAAAAUGACUUUGCAUCUCAUCUUGGAAAAUUUAGUCUUCAGAAAAGUAAGGCAAGAAGAGACAGCUGGAAACUGUGCCUUCACCGUGGACUUCCCAUGAUCAUGUUUGUGUCAAUGUCACUGAACCACUGCAAGCGGGUAAGUAACUAACUUUGCACAGGGACCUUGUCUGAGUCUCCAUCUCCAUUUUUUAUGAAUUGAGAAACUAGAAAUCCCUUUCAGCCAAAAGACUCCGAGAUAACAGCAGUAGAUAUUUUCUGACCAGUUAAUUGCACACUGAGUGGAUCCACUAGCCCAGGGAUGGGGAAACCCUCUGUAGUUUGCAAUGAUACACGACCAUUUUCAUCUAUUAAGUAGCCAGUCUCGGAUAACUAAGUCACUUUGCUGUACAUCUGAAACUAACACAACAGUGUAAAUCAACUCUACUCCAACAUAAAAUAAAAAGCUUUUAAAAUAGCAAAUCUCUUCCCUUAUUUCUAGACAUGGCAGUUGGUCUCUGAACCAGAGUAAAAGUAACAUGUGAAACUACAGUAAUGAUCAGGUAAGACAUUUGGGGAAUCAGGAAUUUAAAUGUAAAUGUGAAACACAGGAAACCAUCCACAGAGACAGCAGUAAACAGAAUGAGCGCGUUCACAGGGAGAACCAGUGUUGUGUGGGUGAUGACCAGCAACAUUCAGCUUAAUGUAUCUCCAGAGAAAAGAGAAGGACCACUCACAGUGAGGAAAUUGAAAUCUCACUGGGUGAUGUACACCUUUACGGCAGUGCACACGUCUCUUAAGAACAUCCUAUAGCUUAGAAAUCAAGGCCUUAAGUGAACACGAACUGCUUCUUCCGGCUUCUCUUUCAGGAUGCAGGCUGCCAGCCCUCUGCUCUGCGGGCACAGUUGUGUUACAUGUCACGGGUCACUGCCCCGCUCCAGCCCCCGCCUAAGUCAAUGCCUUUCUGGCUUCCGAUCUGAGCUGCCCUGUAUUUCACACCAAACGUCCCAGGAAGCUCCUCGGUCUUCAUUCCCUCCUUGUCCUCUGACUGUCCCAUCACAACUGUCCUUUUCACUCUUCUUUUCCUCCCCAUCAUCAAGAGACCUGUUCUGCAUGUGACCUUUCUUCAGAGAGCUCACAAAACAUCCUCUCAGUGAACGGCAUCACCAGACAGACCCAGCAGAGCAUCAGGCAUCAAUAGGCAGCAUCUCUUUGAAUGAUCAUGACAUCUCUCUGCAGAGCUGUUAUGAGCCUCAUGUUGUGCACAGGGGAACUCGGCUUCCGACAGUGUGGUAGCAGGACUAAAGCACCAGCAAGGUGGGGCAGAAUAAGAGCUGGAACCCCGGCCUGCCUGACCCGUGUCACGGUCCUUCCGCACACCUAUGCACAUCCAUAAUCAGUGAGCUCCGUGCUCCGUAGAAGAACAGUCAUUUGUGUCACACAGAGUGGGCAGCAGUGACACUCCAUGGACCGUGAGUCACAUGGCUUGGCUGGGCUUGCUGGGGCAGCAGCCACGACUGGGACCUCACUGGGAGCUGCUUGGGCUUCCUCACAGCAUGGAGGCCGGGUUCCAAGAGCAAAGUGCCUCCUGGAAGGAGGGGGGCACAGGCCAUCUUUAUGAGUGGGUCACAGUGUCAUUCCUGCUGUGUUCCGCUGAUCAGGCAAACACAAAGCCCCACCGAGCUUCAAGGGGACGCUGCCUAGACACCACCUGUCAAUGAGGAAGUGAGAACCAAGGUGUGAGAAGAGACUAUUAAGACAGGUGAAGACCCAGUGGCAGCUGUCAGUGGGAAAAAUCAAGCUGCUGCAUCAGGAUUCCUGUACAAAGCCCACCUAUUAAAUUAAGCUUUUAUCUCCAAGCCCCGGCAUCUCUGCUGGAGCCAGUUCCAGAGUUCUGAUUGUCUAUUGGAAUUUUUCAAAAUAAAAAUUCACA
Molecule: messenger RNA, 3267 nt
Organism: Cervus elaphus (red deer)
Lineage: Eukaryota; Metazoa; Chordata; Mammalia; Artiodactyla; Cervidae
Exons: 5
Coding region: 1-1044 (347 amino acids)
Source: RefSeq, a predicted model, not a curated record